UAUUCCGCCAACUCGCUCGGUAUAAAAUCUUCAAAAACAUUCCUCACCACCAGUUUGUAGCAAAAGUCUAGCAGAUGUGCGGACCCGUCUAUAACUUCUGAUAUUUUUUCUAAUUACAAUACAGAUUAUAUUUAAAUUGUAAACUUCAAUGGUAUAAAACCGAAGCAACGUGAAAUCGUCCAGUGAUACGGUUUCUAAGGCAAUCAAAAUGGUUAUUCGUAUUGUAGCUAGGAAAAAUAUAUUCGCGCUUUUUGACACCACUCUAACCAUGUUGGCGAAAAUGCUGUGUUUAUUGCUAGUGAUAUGUACAGUCCAGUGUCUUCAGUUGGACAGUCAGGCUUCGACGAGGCGGCCGAGAGUUACCAAAUACACCAAGACUACUCUAACACCUGGUGCUUCUACGGAGUUGGCGACAGAGCGCAGUCUACUGACGGCGACCUACCGUCUUCUAGGAGGCGGGGGAGAGACCUGCAUCCUGCUUACCGUGGACGCCCUCCUUGAUAUCUCUUAUCUGACGAAACUCAACGAACGUGCUGAUGCCAAUACCUUCGUGCCUAACAACGCGAAUGUUGCUGGAGUGUGCAAGGAAGGUGACGCUGAGACCCUGGUGCUGUCUUUCAAAGAAUUCGCCUUGGAAUGGUCUUUCGCAAAGACUCCAGGUGGUGAGCGUUGGUAUUCAGAUAAUCUGAAGCUGACGUACAACUCCAGUUCUCGUAUACUGGAGCACGCGGCGCAGCAAGGCCGGCGAGUGACGCUGACCGCGGGCCCGCGCGCCUUGCUGUUCCCUACUCCAGUUGGCAAAUCGUACUACUGCCCUGAAGAAACUAUUAUAGAACUCACGGAAGGUGAUGCCAACUCCAAAGUAGCUCAUCGUGCGAAACUCUACUUACGUCAGAUGCGUCUGCAAGCGUUCAUGUUCAAACGUGAUGGGGAAUUCGGUCCUCCUUGGCAUUGUACCGACUCCGCGCGUACCAGGUCUGAGGCCGUACCGGUAGCUGUUGGGUCCGCUUUAGCUAUUGCCACCGCUGGUACACUCGUCGGGUACGCUAUCUGGCGUUACUUAAAAGUCAAAAAGGUUCAAUAUGAUACAAUGGAGUAAAAAAAAGUUUGUUUUUUGACAUGUGUAACUUCUGAACUGGCUCAAAAGAUCAGAUCAACGAUGUGACUCAACUCAUAUCGAACGUCGGUAUUUGAGCUGAUCUGUGAGCCAGUUCACUGAUCUGCUUCACCUAUAAGAACCGUGAGCUGAUCUGCAGAUCAUAAAUUUUAGUUGAGUUAUACAUGUCUAUAGUUUUGGAUAAAGGUAUUUUCAUUUUUUAAAAUUCUUGUUUCUUU
Messenger RNA from Papilio polytes (common Mormon), 1335 nucleotides. RefSeq lists its product as uncharacterized. The transcript is spliced from 6 exons. The coding region runs from base 209 to 1099 and encodes 296 amino acids. Gene Ontology annotation, cellular component: membrane. The record is from RefSeq and is a predicted model, not a curated record. NCBI's taxonomy places the organism in Eukaryota, Metazoa, Arthropoda, Insecta, Lepidoptera, Papilionidae.